Messenger RNA from Bipolaris victoriae FI3, 312 nucleotides. RefSeq lists its product as hypothetical. The transcript is spliced from 3 exons. NCBI's taxonomy places the organism in Eukaryota, Fungi, Ascomycota, Dothideomycetes, Pleosporales, Pleosporaceae. Bases 1 to 312 code for a protein of 103 amino acids. Gene Ontology annotation, biological process: mitochondrial electron transport, ubiquinol to cytochrome c. The record is from RefSeq and is a predicted model, not a curated record.
AUGGCUCUCGGACCCGAAUCCCAGGCAAAGACCAAGACCACAUGGCACAUCGGCGCAUGGGGUAACCCCUACGAGGGCGGUGGCCGACCCGGAAAGGGCAUCGUCACCUACCAGCUGAGCCCCAACCGACAGCGCCCCAUGGCCAACUUCCUCAGCAAGGGCUUCUGGAACGUUGUGCGCCGAUCCAAGAACCAGGUUCUCUACAUCGUUCCCCCGCUAGUUCUCGGAUACGGAGUGAUGCAGUGGGCAAUCGAGAGGAACGAAUUCCUCAACUCGAAGCCUGGCCGUGCUCUGUACGCCGAUGAGGAGUAG